Molecule: messenger RNA, 3939 nt
Organism: Sus scrofa (pig)
Lineage: Eukaryota; Metazoa; Chordata; Mammalia; Artiodactyla; Suidae
Gene: TMEM74B
Product: transmembrane protein 74B
Source: RefSeq, a predicted model, not a curated record
GGCGCCGGCUGCGGGAAGGCGGGUGGGCGCCCGGAGAGGACGCGCCCUCGCCGUCGCCCGGCGGCUGCCCAGCGUCCUCGCCUCCCGCGUGGGGAGGCGGGGAGGGAGGCCCAGCACAGCUGCCAAGGGGCCGAGGGAUGAGCCGGGGCCCGCCUUCCCAAUGGCAUCUCCCCCUGGUCUGGAACUGAAGACACUGAGCAACGGUCCCCAGGCCCCAAGGAGACCAGCUCCCCUGGGUCCAGCGACCCCUCGCCGGGAGGGUGUGGAGAAUGCCUGUUUCUCCUCCGAGGAGCAGGAGACCCAUUUCCAGAACCCUGGGGACACCAGACUGGGCAUCCCCAGCCCCCCGGGGGGCGUCCCUUCACAGCUGCGGUCCCAGAGGGACGAUCUGUCCCUGCGCUCAGAAGAGGGGCCAGGCCUGGAGCCCGUGAGCCGCCCGGUGGAUUACGGCUUUGUUUCUGCCCUGGUUUUCCUGGUGAGCGGCAUCCUGCUGGUGGUGACCGCGUACGCCAUCCCCCGCGAGGCCCGCGUCAACCCAGACACAGUGUCGGCACGGGAGAUGGAACGGCUGGAAAUGUACUACGCCCGCCUGGGCUCCCACCUGGACAAGUGCAUCAUCGCAGGCCUGGGGCUGCUCACGGUGGGCGGCAUGCUCUUGUCUGUGCUGCUGAUGGUCUCUCUGUGCAAGGGCGAGCUGUACCGGAGGCCGACCUUCGUGCCAGGCAGGGGCACCAGAAAGACCUAUGGCUCCAUCAACCUGCGCAUGAGACAGCUCAGUGGGGAUGGGGGCCAGGCCCUGGUGGAGAACGAAGUCAUCCCCAUCCCAGAGACUUGCCACACCUGCCAGGGGUCUUAAGUAAGAGCCCACCCUAUCUGGCUGCUUCAGCUUCCAGGCUACGAGGCCCCCAAGUCUGGGUUUCAGACUGAGCUCUGCAGAGGGCCCUGUGGAAGGAGUCAUGGGUGCUGGAGGGGGAGCCUGGGGCCUGGUCCGGGCUCCUGGGGAGAGCAGCCCCUGAUCUGUUUCGUAGCUUGAGGUUUGGCAUAAGGUUUUGUUUGAAGGAUGGCUUCUGCUGCUAAAAAUACAAAAGUUUGGAAACUGCUGCCCUUGGAGGAUGAGGUUUCUUGGCAUUUCCGAGGAGCGAGAGCUGUUUGAAAGGCUGCCCAUCCUGUUCCCUGUGCCCGGGGGAAUUCCGGGAUCUCUGCUGUCCUCCUCAGCCACAUAUGGGUGUUGGGCGACUUUGGAGGGACCCCUUUCAUGAAGCCCCAACCAUCUAAGGUGGGAGGUGGCUUCCUGAUGAGGGACAGAGCCAGCACUGGGAUGACCUCCCCUCUCCAGGCCUCAGUCCUCCUGACCCUGAUAUGAGAGGCCUGGCGUGGCUGAUCCCUUGGGCCCCUCCAGUUCUGCCUUAGGGACUCCUGUGUACAGUGGGAGCCAGGUAUCUGCAUCUGGCCACUCUCAGGGGAGGGGCGUGUCUGGCAGGUGCUGAUCCUUCUCCGUGUCAUUUUCUGACCUUUUGGUGGCCAUCACUCUCGGAGAGUCAGCAUCUCACCUGGUCCUGCUAAAGGACCCCUUGCGUCCCCAGGUUAGGCCAGGCUACGUUCGAAGUUUCUUAUAGCCUGCUUUUGGCCUUGGGAUCGAAUUACCUGCUGCGGCUAGAUCUUAGCACACAUUUUACAAAGUCAUGCACCCAGUUUCACUCACUCCCUGGACAGGGGAUUCUCUCAAACAAGAGAGGCUGAGGGCUGUGCUAUAUUUUUAGGGACAUGGUGUGGGCUUCAUUAUCCGCUCCUUCUGAGUAUGUUUCUUGGGCCUGACCCUAUGCAAGUAACAGAAAAAGAAAAAAAAAAAUUUAAUGCUGAAUUUGUGAUCUUCUUCCCCUAACAUCCCCGCCCCUGACCCCAGCAGUGAAGUGCAGCCCCACUUUAUCUGGGGAGAAAUCUACAUUCUGGUGGCCAGGAAACUCUAGCCCCAUAUUGAUCACCGUUUGUUCUGCUUCUCUUGUCGAGUGUUUUCAGGCUCCAUCCAGACUCUCUUUUAACCUACUGAGAAGGAAAGGAAGUGGGCCCUAGAGGUGAGGAUUCUAAAGGGGUCAUUUCAGUGAACCUCCUGACCCCAGGCAUGUCCUUCUUUCUCCAUGUUGGUUGGUCCUGUGGGCCAAGGAUCAAGGAUGCUAACUUGCUUUUGGUGGGGGUGGGGGAGGGGGGAGUGGGCCUGGGGCCUGUAGGUUAGAGCAGCUCUGAUUAUCUGUAACCUGAGCCUUCAGGCCAGUAGGUUGAACAUCUGGGCAGUGUAACCUCACACCUUCUAUGACGGAUCAAAUCUCUGUUCCUGCUGGCUGGUUUCACCGGAGCAGAGGGUUGGGGGGAGGGCUGGAAGGGACAAGUGCUGUCGAGCUCCGCCUGCCAGGUUCUGUUACUGGUGUUGAAGGGGUGUGGUUUGAAAAGAACAAAGCCUCUUUGGAAGUUCCCGUGUGGUGCAGCAGGUUAAGGAGCCAGCGUUGUCGCAGGUGUGGUGCAGGCCACACCUGCAGCAUGGGUUCGAUCCCAGGCCCAGGAACUUCUACAUGCCACAGAACAAUGCCUCUAGGUGGUGAAAGAUAAAUAAGUCAAGGCUCCAAGCGAGCAGUGGGUACAGAGAGUGGCAUGAGCCAUUCUAGGAGGUAGACUCCAACAUCCCAAAUGAUGGGCUAAAAGCUUUCAAAUCCAUAAUGAUAAUAAUAAAAAAUAUCAAUCUAAGCCAAAUGAUUAUUGUGACAGUGGGGGACUCAUAUUUGGAGACUAAACCUGUUGAGCGGAUGCAUCUGGGACCAUCCAUUCCUAUCGGUUUAAAUGCAGUGUAUUGUUUUUAGGGGCUAAAUCUGUUUGUUAGAAGAUUAAAUCCCAGGAAUCUCAGGUUUUUCUCUAAGCCAGAGAAACCAGCUUUGCAUCCUAAUGCAGAAACUCCUCUAGAAAAUGUGUGACAUGGAUGGAGGCAAUCAUUAGUUUGUCAAUGAAUUAAGAAAACUUGAGUGAUGCCAAAAGCAUUUCCCCAAGAUUAUAGCUGAGAAUUCCCAGCCAGUGGAUCAGGCUUAGGAAGGAGCGUAGCACAGGGUGCCGGGAGCUUUCUUUGCAGACGUUUUUGAGGGUAGCUGUGAAGUGGUCCUAGGGGACCCUGUGGUAGCUGGAAUGUAUUUCACCUUCAGAAACUGCAUCUACCACCUGACAUGCUACUAGGGUCCCCAGACCUCAAUUUGCCUGGAGUAUUGGGACAGAUGUUGGUUUUGGAGUUGGUAAAGCCUGGGCUUGAAACUGUGGUCUGUCAUUUACUGGCUGUGUGACCUUGGGCAAGUUACUUUACCACUCUGAGCAUCUUAAGUAUUGUUUUCUUUGUGAAGCAAGAGGAAUGAAAGUUUGGCCUCGGCCUCCUGGUGCUGGAGGGGUGGGCUGGGGGUGCAAGUCAGAGAUAAGGUAGAGGUCCAGGCUCCAUAAUCAGUAUUCUGCCCACCCCAGUUGGGGGGAACUGGAUUGGGCCUAAAACAGCAGAGAGUUGACCCUUUUGACUUUCUUCUCUCCUUUCCCCCUACCCGUCAGCCCAUUUCAUUGGUUUCCCCUUUGGAAUCUGGCCCCUGCUGCCUGGUCUGGGUUGCUCAUCAGUGUCCUAAUUCCGCUCCUGCCCACCCUCCGCCCCAGUUCGUGUUCCACUCUGCAGCCAGAUGGAUCCUAUUCAAAGGUUAAUUGGGUCAGGUUGUCUGCUCCUAUGGCUCCCUCCCUCCCUCUCCAGGCAAAAGCCACCAUUCUCGCCAGUCCAGGGUGGAUUUACCAUCCAGGCCUGUCACUUGCACAGGCUCCUUCCAAGGCCCUGAGUCAAACUUUUAUUUUUAUUUAUUUUUAAUUUUAUUUUUGUCUUUUUAGGGCCUCACCUGCCGCAUAUGGAAGUUCCCAGACUAGGGGUCGAAUUGG